Egretta garzetta (little egret) is the source of this 3033-nucleotide messenger RNA. It is a transcript of the gene SH3BP1, whose product is annotated as SH3 domain binding protein 1. Gene Ontology annotation, cellular component: cytosol; cytoplasm; intracellular anatomical structure. The record is from RefSeq and is a predicted model, not a curated record. Gene Ontology annotation, biological process: regulation of actin cytoskeleton organization; regulation of Rac protein signal transduction; signal transduction. Gene Ontology annotation, molecular function: protein binding; GTPase activator activity. NCBI's taxonomy places the organism in Eukaryota, Metazoa, Chordata, Aves, Pelecaniformes, Ardeidae. Bases 249 to 2063 code for a protein of 604 amino acids. The transcript has 17 exons.
UGAAGGGAGGGGAAGAAAAAGCAGGCAGGGCAUCCCCAGGGAGGGAUCAGCCAGGGAAACAGAACACGGGGGAACGAGGGAAGGAGGAAGGAGAGGAGUAAGGAGGCAGAGGUCCUCAGGAAAGCAAGGGGCAGAGCGGCUCCAGGGAGCCAAGGAGCCGCUGACGCCCGAUGCCAAACGUCACCGAGGGGUGCUGAGCAGGUACAGCCGAGCGGAGCGGCUCUUGUGGUCUCCUCCCGGCUCUCAAGAUGAUGAAGAGGCAGUUUAAUCGGAUGCGGCAGCAGCUAUCCCAUCCCAACAUCACCGGCCGAGCCCAAGAAGCAACCGAGCUCCUGCCGGAGGAUUUGCUGCAGAUUGAGCAGAGGAUCGAGCCAGCCAAGCGAGCAGCUCACAGCGUGUCCAAGAGGCUCCAAGCCUGCCUGCAGGGGCAAUGUGGCUCCGAGAUGGACAAGCGAGUGAAGAAGCUGCCCUUGAUGGCUCUGUCCAUGACGAUGGCUGAAAGCUUCAAGGAACUGGACACAGAGUCCAGCCUCGGGAAAGCCCUGGAGAUGGGGUGCUGCAUAGAGAGCUCACUGGCCAAAAUCCUGGCUGAGUUCGAGAUUGCCCUGGAGCAUGACGUCCUGCAGCCGCUCAACAAGCUCAGUGAGGAGGAGCUUCCCAUCAUCCUGAAGCGCAAGAAGACCCUCCAGAAGUUGAUCUCUGACUGGAACACCAUCAAGAGCAGGCUCAACCAAGCUGCCAAGAGCUCCAGUAACAGCUCUGGUGCUGGCACUGGCCCCGGGGCAUCUUCUGCUGCCAACAAACUGGAGAUCUUGAAGGAAGAGGAGGAAGAGGUGAAGAGGAAGGUGGAGCAGUGCAAGGAUGAGUACAUGGCUGACCUCUACCACUUCUCCACCAAAGAGGACAGCUACGCCAGCUACUUCAUCAGACUGCUGGAAAUCCAAGCCCAGUACCACCGGCAGUCCCUGGGAUCGUUGGACUCUGCUCUGGCAGAGCUGAAGGAAAGCCACAGCCAGACAGAGCCUUCCUUCGCUGCAGACACCCCGGUGGCAGGGUACUACGGCGUGCCCCUCAAGACGCACCUCAAGAGCUUGGGCCGGGAGAUCGCGCUGCCCAUCGAAGCCUGUGUCAUGAUUUUUAAGGACUUUGACGACCGCGUACAGAGCCUGCAAGACACCUGCAGCCACCUGCCCCCGGAAAACUACAACAAUCUGAGGUAUCUGAUCAAGUUUUUAGCCAAGCUGGCCGAACACCAGGAGUUGAAUAAAAUGACCCCCAGCAACAUUGCCAUCGUGCUGGGCCCCAACCUGCUGUGGACGCAGCAGAGCACAGGAGACCCUGUGCAACUGGACUUGGCCUCGGUCUCCUCCAUCCAGGUGGUGGGCGUGGUGGAAGCCCUCAUCCAGAACGCGGACACCCUCUUCCCUGGAGAGGUAGAUUUCAACGUCUCCGGCAUGUUCACAUUACCCGCAAAAAGUGGACUUGGUGAGGCCGUCCCGGUGGAAGAGCCAUCCCCCGAGCCCCCUCCGGCCAGCAACUCCGCUCUACCGGAUGGAGAGGUCUCCUCAAAAGACCCCGAGGCCAGGUCCCCACCAGCAUCCCCAGUGAUGACCAGACCAUCUCACGAAGCCACAGGGCCACCAGCUCCGCAGACGACCAACGAUACUGCCCGCAAAGGCAAGCGCCCAGCUCCAGCCCCCGCUUCAUUUUCUCCCCCCCCUUCCCCCCCUUCUCCAGGGACUGGCAGCCUCACAGCCGCGGUGGAAACCGCUUCGGGCCGCAAGGCGCUGGUGGUGGGGAAGCCGAACACCUACAUGUUUGAUUGCAUCGUGGAGCGUUUCGGCGUUGACCCGUCCCGCACCCUCAUGGUGGGAGACCGUCUGGAGACAGAUAUCCUCUUCGGCAAGAACUGCGGCCUCUCCACCAUCCUCACCCUGACGGGUGUCUCCCGCCUGGAAGAGGCGCAGGCCUACAUGGCCAGCGACAGCGCUGCUGCCAAGGAUCUGGUGCCCAAUUACUAUGUGGACAGCAUUGCAGACUUGAUACCGGGCCUGGAUGAGUAGCAGUCUGUACAUGUGAGGGCAGAGGGGUCGGGUUCCCCAUCCCAGAUCUCCCAUCUGUUCCCAUUUCUCUCUCACUGCCCUAUUUCCUCAAUUCCUGGUUUCUUCACAUUCCAACGCCCUUCUCUGGGGGCCAAAUGUGGGGGGGUUGGCAGGAGGGGGGCAGGGUUCAAGUUGUCUCCUUUCUGCUGAGAGCUAUCCGUGAUGGACAGAGUCCUGUCCCUCAUAUGCCGGCUGCCAGCAUCUCUGGGAGAGAGCUGGAGGCCUUGAGGCCGACAGGAGGGGUCAAAUCAGUGUGUCUGUCUGGCCUGCACCCCUCCUCCCCCGCAGGGGUGAGGGACCGACUGGCUUAUUUUUCUCUUAGAUAACCAGUGGCGGCCUUUUACUGCUGUCCCUUCACUCCUAACUCUUGACUGCUGAGCUGCAUCCCCGUGGUCCUUGUGGUAACCCCCUCCGUGCCAGGGGACUGGCUGGUGUGGUCACCCACCUGGUCUCCAUCAGUGCCAGAGUGUGUGGAAGGAGCGUUCUGGAGCGAUGAAUGAGAGCAUCGCUGCCUCCCACAAGUGAAGGGGAGCAUUGCCUCAUCUCUUCUCUCCCCCUUUCCUUAGAGAUGUUUCCCCCACCACCCCCUGCCCCGACUCAGUUAAAAACUGUGCCGGUGUCCAUCAGAAGGACUAUAGAGAGGGAAGAGACUGGCUUGAGGGUUUUUUUUGUGCCAAACAGACAAGCUGUGAUUGCCCACAGCAGGUCUGCAGUUGUACCUUGUUUUCAGGCACCCUUUGCGAAGGGGCUUGUGAAGGAGAGAGGGCUCCUAGACCACGACAGCACAGCAGUAGUGAACUGUACAGUUCUCCCCAGUUCCCCUUCCUCAGUGGAUUUUGCCAUAGUACGGUGAGAGAAAAGGGCUGAUGGGGGUCUGUGCUCCAGCUGUUGGUGUGCAGGUGAGGUGGUGGUGGUGGUGUCACUGCUGUGA